Molecule: messenger RNA, 2283 nt
Organism: Saccharomycopsis crataegensis
Lineage: Eukaryota; Fungi; Ascomycota; Saccharomycetes; Ascoideales; Saccharomycopsidaceae
Product: ferric reductase family protein
Exons: 1
Coding region: 1-2283 (760 amino acids)
Biological process (GO): copper ion import; iron ion transport; intracellular iron ion homeostasis
Cellular component (GO): plasma membrane
Molecular function (GO): ferric-chelate reductase activity
Source: RefSeq, a predicted model, not a curated record
AUGCUUCAAUUACUAAACAUUCUUAUAAUAUUAUCAUUGAUCAAUGCUUCGCUAACAAGUGGUAAAAUUGUUGGAGAUUCUGAUGUUGAAUCUACAAUAAUUGGUUGCCAGUUCACAGUAAAAGAUUACGCUUUUGGCUGUGUUCCGGAAGAUAUCAGCAAAAGUUUUUGGGAAUGCUCAUGUAUCUAUGAACCUAUUAUCACAUCAAUAAUUGACUGCUUUCAAGAUUUUGUUCUGGAAACAAGAUUAAAUGAAGCAAUCGAGGAAUUCAGCAAAUACUGUCUGGAUACCUUAGAGGAUAGGUUUGAGUUGUCCAGGGUUGAUCUAUGGGAUAUAUAUUACAAUGGCUCAAACUAUAUUAUUGAUCCGGUGGAUAAAGAUGAUCCAUUGAAUGAUAGUACUGUGCCAUCAAACAAAACUUUCUAUGUGCCAAUAAAACUAGAUCAAGCUCGGGUGAAAAUGUAUUACAAUGAUAUGCGAAUAUUUAACUAUAACCUUAGUACCAGUACUCUCAGCGGGAAAGUGAUUUGCUAUUACUGGUCAAUAAUAUUCUUGGGGUUCUUCUUUUACAAUAGUUUUGUACACAAUAAUUCGUUGUCAUUAUUAAACAAGAAUCGCAAAUUCAACAAGACCAUAAUCAAUAAAGUCAAAAAGUAUAUCACGAUACCAAACACCAUUCCAAACAGACAUCAUUUUCCUUGUCUGUUCCCAAUCUUGGAGGCCACAAAAAUUUUUUCAUCUGCUUUAAUUCCAUCAAGGCUUGAAACAAUAAUUGUAACAUUAUACAUUAUCCUCAACAUUUAUUUACUAGUGUUUGGUUACCAAGUAAAUCCAAAAAGCUCUUUUUUCCCAACUGUACCAGAUCAAGUCGCUCGUUAUUUGGCAGACAGAUCUGGUAUCAUUGCUUUAGAUAAUGUUCCGAUACUAAUCUUGUUGGCAGGAAGAAAUAGCAUCUUGACAUGGUUCACGGGCCUUCCAUAUAGUUCAUUGAUUGUUUACCACAAAUGGAUUUCGAGAGGCAUGGUUUUCAAUGCACUAAUUCACAGCUUUUUGUAUUUGGUAAUUUCUUGCGAAAAUGGGACCCUUGGCUCAAGUAUGAGAGAAAGUUAUUUCAUAUGGGGAGUCAUUGCUACGUUGUUUGGUGUGGCUAUUAUUUUACAAGCUGUUCAUUUCCUAAGAAGUAGAUGGUAUGAAACAUUUCUAAUUAUUCAUAUCAUUUUUGCGAGUAUUUUUUUGAUUGGUAUGAUUAAUCAUUGCUUGGAAGUCGGAUGGAUUGGUUAUACCGUGGCUUCAAUUUCAUUAUGGGCUCUUGAUAGACUAAUAAGGCUAAUUAGAAUUUUGAAAUUCGGCAUACAGAAAGCCACUAUUAAAUUGGUGGGAGAUACCACUCUACAAUUAUCGGUUCCGAAAAGUUGCUUGAAACCUUAUCCUGGAUGUUAUGUGUUUGUAUAUUUCUGGCUUCCAACCACUUUUUGGCAAUCACAUCCUUUCUGUGUAAUUGAAUCAGUUACUGAUGAUAAUGAAGUGUCAAUUUUCAUACAGGUGAAAGAAGGGAUCACAAAAAAGCUUUAUAACUAUGUUCAAAACUGUCCUAAUCAAGCCGCUAAAGUUAAUGUUUCCCUUGAAGGACCUUAUGGUGUUUACUAUAAUUUGGAGAAAUAUAAAACUAUUCUCUUUUUUGCAGGAGGUACAGGUAUACCAGGUCCUUUCUAUCAUUUGGAAAAUAUCAUUAGGGGAACUAGAAAGAACAAUAAACCAUCGCAAGACGGAGAAGGAGAAGGGCAACAAAAACAACAAUAUUUGAAAUUAUAUUGGAGUACUAAGAAGCUCAAGGAUCUCGAAUGGUUUCAUAAUGAAUUAAAAGUUUUGAAGAGUAGUAGGACUGCUACUUCAAUUUACUUAACUAGAGAAAAAGAUGCGAAAAGUGCCACAGAAUCAGGUGAUGAUAGAGAAAUCAUAUCUAUGAUGGAAGAUGGAACCGAAAAUACCCAUUUACUCUCUCUGGAAAAUUCAACUUUUCUUUCGACAAAAGUUCCAGAGGAAGCAUUAUUGAAAGAACUUGAGACUUUCAUAGAUAUAUCAUUUAAUCGGAGACCAAAUAUUGAAAAAAUUAUGAAACAAGAAUUUGAUUCAUACCAGGAAUUGGGUAGUGUUGACAGAUCUAUUGCAAUCGUAUUUUGUGGGCCAGCAAUCAUGUGUGACCAAAUUAGAGAAGUGGUGGCAAAGCUUGUUGAUAACUAUGAUCAGGUAAUCGAUAUCUACGAAGAGUUACAGGUAUGGUGA